CCUUCUGACGGCCAGCUCGCCCCGGCGGAGGGAGGGAGAUGCACCGCAAGGGGAGCGCACAGACCGCCACUUCUGUUUAAGGAAGCAUAAGGCAUCAUGGUGAGUAAGGAGCCCAGCAAAUGCUUACUCACCACCUCGGAAAGCGAAGUUGAGCCAGCAGCUUCACUCGCUUUGGAGAUGAAAUACGCACUGGAUCCCAACCGGCAGAUUAAGAAACGAAACAAAGCCCUCCAGGUGAGAUUUAAAGAUAUCUGCGAGGCCCAGAAUGAGCAGAGGGACAAACAGCUGUCCACUACACAGGAUCCUGACAAAAGAGAAGCCAAGCCCAUUUCCUAUAAAACGGCUUAUCGCAAGUACAUGACAGUGCCUGCCCGGAGGUCAAUACCCAACGUCACCAAGAGCACAGGAGUUCAGACUUCACCUGAUCUUAAAAAGUGUUACCAGACCUUUCCUCUGGACCGGAAAAAAGGGAAUAUUCUUAAAAGCGCCUCGACUGUCGAUACCUUUAAGAGUCAAAACAACGGGUUUCUAAUAGAUGUUAAGGACAAAGACGGCAGAAGCUCAGGGGAGGCCGUUCAGUGGACCAAGAAGACCGGCAGCCUGCAGACAGCGGAGUUCAUUUCCCACAUCAACAAGCGCACCAACGCGGGAUCUCGUGACAACGGGGCUGAGGCCUGGAAAAGCAGCGAUUUGCACAGCUCUCCCAAAGAGCCGCCUCCUCCUCCCCCAAACUCAGCCGACCCUGCUUCGGAGGAGCCUGCCGCCGACCGGCCACCCAGCCGAGGGAAACAGGCAGUGGGGUGGCCGGGGAGUGAGGAGGCCACCCAGCCCCUCCACGGGAGGGUCUUCAAGACUGAAGUGGCCACCAUUUAUUUACCGGCAUCCAGUUCAAACGCCUCGCAGCCCGACCUGACAAAUCUCGCGGCUGAGACCGACUGGUCACCGUGCCCGACAGCUGAGGAGGACAAAAAGAGGACCGUGCACCUGAACGGUGUUCAGCCCCAGGCAGGAGAUGCUCAAGCCUGCUCAUUGCAGGCACAGUGCCAAGCCACCGAAUGUAACGAACAGACCCUUCAGAUAAACGUUUCGCCUAUGGAGGAGAACCAGCCUUGCCAGACGGCCGUCGCGGUGAGCGGGGAAUGCCAACAAAUCGUGCCUCACACGGAAGUUGUGGACUUGAAAGCGCAGCUUCAGAUGAUGGAAAAUUUGAUCAGCUCUAGUCAGGAAACCAUAAAAGUGUUGUUGGGUGUUAUACAGGAGCUAGAGAAAGGAGAAGCUCACAGAGAAGGGCUUUCAUAUCGGACUGGUCAAGACACGGCUAAUUGCGACACAUGCAGGAACAGUGCAUGUAUUAUCUAUAGUGUGGAAUUGGAUUUUAAACAGCAAGAAGAUAAACUACAGCCAGUUUUGAGAAAACUUCAUCCUAUUGAGGAAACUCAGGUUGCACCUUUGCCUUAUUCUCAGGAGAGCUACUCCUCCACUCCCAAGCAAAAAUCCAAAACUGAAUCAAAAAAGCAUGGAAGAUGGAAACUCUGGUUCCUUUAACCCAAGUCCAUUACAUGUGGAGUUCAAGGCCUUCUUUGAAAAAUAUUUGGAGUUCUAUCAAUCAUCUAUAACGGGAUCUUCGUAGACUGAUCAGUGUUACCGGCCAAUAUAGUUCUGACCAUUCUGGCAGCAUUCAGUUCUCACUGUAUGUACCAAAAAGGCCUUUGUACCUAUAAACUAAUGUCCAGAAGCAAGGCGUUAGAUAAUACCUUGCCAACUUUUAUUUGCAGUUCACCAAUGUGGGAUGUAAAACCUGAAUUGAAAUUUGUACAAAGAUGGAACGUAAAACUAUUUCCCCCCCUUAGAUCUGAAAGCGUCACGUUCUAACCUGUUAAAUUGUAGGCUGUCAUCCUGUACGCAGCUAAAUAUCACUAUUGUUUUAAAGCCUUUUGGGGGCUUGGUUUAUUGUCUUUAAACAGCAACGAGGGGAAAAAAAAAGCAAGCAAGCCUUAUGUUUGCCAUGGUCUUCAGUUUUACAAAUCCAUGUUGAUCGGGGAGUGCAGUUUUCAGCACAUACAUCCUGGACAAAGCACAAUUUUUCAUGUGGUCCAAGAGCAAGAAUAAUCUCUAAGAUGUGACUAUAUGUAUAUUUGCCUUCAUGUGACGUAGGCUUCAACCAAGCUAUCACAUUUCAACAGUGCACCAUCAUUUCUAAUUUAGCUAUGUCCUUAUCACCAGACGAACAAGUUUGCUGCUCAUCUCCAACGGGUGAGCAGCUAGAAACCUCCCAAAGUCAGAACAAGCCUUUAACCACACCAAGCUGACAGGGUCAAGGCUACGGGACAAUCAUCUGUCCUAGAUCUCACUUUCAGUCUUUUGGUACUCACAAGGUCUAAAUGACACAUUCUGGCACAGAAAAAACAACCACCCCACAAACAGAACAAAAGCUCUACGGAUUGUUGGCAUUUGCCAUAAUGUAAUAUCUUUUUGUAACUCAGUCUUUGGAAAACCUCUACACUAUUGCAGAAGGCACCAGAAAAUUUAUAGUAUGCAUUAUGCUUUGAAACCUAUUUGGAAGGAGCACCAAUUUUCAAUGCUAUUUAUUUACUAAGCUUCUCAGAUGGGUUUCCCAAUAUAUUAUAAUUUAUAUCGAAAUCUAUCAAUUGUACUUGCUAACCAACACACUUAGGGAAGAGAUGUGAAUCAGUUUUUUCCUAGUUUUUUGUUUUGUUUUUUUCUUAAAUGACACUUAAAAUUUUGCUCUGAAUUAUAAACUGCAACUUCUUCCUUUAAGUAUUCGUUACUGUCAUUAAACUUGCAUCUAGAGUGACCGUUUGUGGAAAAAUUUCUCCCUGGCUAGAAGUGGCCAGGGAGUGGGAAUCUUCUGGGUUUUUUUUUUGUUUGUUUUUGGUUUUUUGGGUUUUUUUUAAGGAUUU
This is a messenger RNA of Aptenodytes forsteri (emperor penguin), 2921 nucleotides long. It is a transcript of the gene INSYN2A, whose product is annotated as family with sequence similarity 196 member A. The transcript is spliced from 4 exons. Bases 97 to 1545 code for a protein of 482 amino acids. The record is from RefSeq and is a predicted model, not a curated record. Lineage: Eukaryota; Metazoa; Chordata; Aves; Sphenisciformes; Spheniscidae. Gene Ontology annotation, cellular component: postsynaptic density. Gene Ontology annotation, biological process: inhibitory postsynaptic potential.